Linum trigynum is the source of this 5161-nucleotide messenger RNA. The record is from the annotation of a GenBank genome assembly. NCBI's taxonomy places the organism in Eukaryota, Viridiplantae, Streptophyta, Magnoliopsida, Malpighiales, Linaceae.
UCCUGCUCUUAUAGUAUUACCCUCAAAUCAGGGUUCUCAUCGGCAUUGCUUCGAUCAAAAAAGCUGCUUACUUGCACUAGAUGUUGGAGUAAGUGCCACUUUGUUAAACUCCUUUCUAAUGCCUUGUAUCGUGUGCUUAUAUUCCAUAAGAAAGGCUUUCUAAUAGACAAGUAAAAAUUCUGGAGAUUGGACGGUCCAACGUGCACUGGAAAUGAAAAUGGAAGAUUAGAGAGGCAAGUAGUUAGAUUACCUUUAAGAUUGAAUAAAAGACUUUUGUCUUGUAGUUUAAACAGUAGUUCACGUUUAGCUUUUUGCAUACUAUUUUGGAACAUGUGGUUUUAUAAGAAUAGUGGAGUAUAUAAAUUUGGAUAAUUUGAUUACUUUUCUUUUGUGUAGUUACAUUUUUGUAAUUCUAGUGUUGUCCUUUUAGAGUAAUUUUAUUCGAAUGAAAGAUUAGUUGGUUUAAUGGAAUGGUCCAUACCGAAUCGAGCCAUAUAUGGUUUAAUCCACAUCGAAUUGAAGUAAUAACGAUUCGACUUUGGUCCUUGAUUUAAAAGAAAUUGAUCGAAUCCGAGGAUAGUUUGGUUCGGUCUUGGACCGAAUCGACCGAUGCCCACCCCUAGUCCCAACGCCCAUGUAACACAAGUUGCAUUGGGGGAUAUAUGAGUGUAAUUCUGAGUCAAUUCCGUUCACGGAAAGCUAGAAACCCUAACUCUGGGGGCGCCCGCCGAGUGUAAAGCCAAGACUCGCCGAGAAGGGCAAAAAAAAGAAAGAAAAGAGAGCCAAUGCCACGUGGACACCUAGGCAGAUAACGUCUCCCAAAAACCUCUCGAUGACGUGUACCUUGUAACCGCGGCCUCCAUAUAAAUACCACCAUCUUUCCCUCUCUUCGUUUUUUCGUUCUCAUCCAUUAUCUCUCUCCUUCUUCACUGUCCAUUUCCCUCUUCUUGAAUCGCUAUCGAACGGAUUGGGACCGAUACUUGCUAACCCGGACACUCGCCUCCCUGAUCUCUCGCUCCCUGUCUCCUUCUUCCGGCAAGCAUUUCCCGGAAAAGGCUGGGGGAUCCGGAGAGACCCUCCCGUUGGUCUAGGGUUUUUUCCUCCAGAUUUGAAUCGGCCGUUCCUUUGUUUUUUUACGCGCUCUGAUCGGAAGUUCUGUCUCGGUUCGAAGGAGAUCCCGAUUGUUUCUUCCUGGCUUGGCUCGAGAUCCCGGGCCAAGCACAGAAGAACCGCUUCACCGUUUUCAGAUUCACUUCCUUCUCUCCAGACUCGGGAAGCUGACUGCAGCAGAGGUAUUAGUUUGUAUCUCUCGUUUCUCUCUUUGUUAAUCUGCUACUGUUUUUUGUGUGGUUAUCUUGCGGAGGUUAUCUGUAUUGUUGCUUGCAAUACGAGAGGGAAAAAUGCGAUAGCUGAAGUCUGUUUUAGUAGAUGAGUGUUGUUGCGUAGGUAAGUUUGAGAUUCAGAUAUUGCGAUAUCCGCGUUGCAGUUCCGAUUAUUGAAACUUGAGAGUCACGGUUGUUCAUUUUUAGUUUCUCAUCGGCUGAUGGUUCUGGAACAAGAACUUUUAACUUUUGGAAAUGGUGGAUGCAUCGUUAAGCGUAUUUGUGAUGCUAGCAUUUAAUUGCUCUCUGUUUUUUGUUUUGUUUUCAAUUGCAGAAGGUAUUGUACAGGAUUCAUUGUGUAGAUGGCGUCAAAUGAGGGAUUUCUAACUGAUGAGCAGAGAGAAGUGUUGAAACUUGCCUGUCAGAACGCAGACAAACUGACUUCACCACCUAUAAGCUUGUCGUCGUCACCUAAAUCCCCUUCAGGGUUGCGUCCUGAACACUUUGUGAGAGUUCCUGGUGCUGGCAAAGCAUCCACAGGUGGUGCUGGUGGCAGGCAUGUAAAGCGAUCACACUCUGGCAAGUACGGGAGAGCAAAGAAGGAUGGUGCUGGUGGGAAGGGGACAUGGGGGAAGCUUCUUGAUACAGAGGGUGACAUCCAUAUUGAUCGCAAUGAUCCUAAUUAUGACAGUGGAGAGGAACCCUAUAAGCUCGUUGAGGCUACCCUAUCUGAUCCCUUGGAUGACUACAAGAAAGCUGUUGCUUCCAUAGUAGAAGAGUACUUCAGUACUGGGGAUGUUGAAGUUGCAGCAUCAGACCUCAGAGAACUUGGAGCCAGUCAAUAUCAUCCAUACUUUAUCAAGAGACUCAUCUCCAUGGCCAUGGACAGGCAUGACAAGGAGAAGGAAAUGGCUUCUGUUUUACUGUCCUCACUAUAUGCUGAUGUCAUUACUCCUGCACAAAUCCGGGAUGGUUUUGUCAUACUUCUCGAAUCUACUGAUGACCUUGCUGUAGAUAUAUUGGAUGCAGUAGAUGUCCUUGCUUUAUUUGUAGCACGUGCAGUGGUUGAUGAGAUACUCCCACCUGCAUUUCUCCCCCGAGCAAAGAAAACUAUUCCUGAAGCAUCAAAGGGAUUUCAGGUUCUACUGACAGCUGAAAAGUCCUACCUUUCAGCUCCUCACCAUGCUGAGCUUGUGGAGAGGAGAUGGGGUGGUAGCACUCGCACCACUGUUGAAGAGGUGAAGAAGAAGAUUGCCAAUCUGUUGAGGGAGUAUGUUGAGAGUGGAUAUGCUGUUGAGGCUUGUAGAUCCAUUCGAGAACUAGGGGUUACAUUCUUCCACCAUGAGGUUGUGAAGAGAGCUUUAGUUCUUGCAAUGGAGAUGCAAACUGCUGAACCACUCAUAUCCAAGCUCCUGAAGGAAGCUUCGGAGGAAGGUCUCAUAAGUCCUAGUCAAAUGACCAAAGGCUUUGCUCGAUUGGCAGAGAGCCUCGAUGACCUUGCACUUGACAUUCCAUCUGCUAGACCCCUUUUCCACUCCAUCCUUUCUAAAGCCAUAUCGGAAGGAUGGCUGGAUGCUUCCUUCUCAAACACUUCAGGUGAAGAUGGGCAACCACGAGCCGAGGAUGCAAAGUUGAAGCGCUACAAAGAGGAGGUUGUCACGGUUAUCCAUGAGUACUUCAACUCCGAUGAUAUCCCUGAACUGAUAAGGAGUUUGGUAGAUCUCGGUUUGCCAGAGUACAACCCGAUAUUCUUAAAGCGGCUUAUAACCCUUGCCAUGGACAGGAAAAACAGGGAGAAAGAGAUGGCAUCUGUUUUGCUCUCGGCUCUUCACAUAGAGAUCUUCUCGACAGAAGAUAUAGUUGAUGGCUUUGUGAUGCUAUUGGAAUCUGCAGAAGAUACAGCUCUUGAUAUCCUGGAUGCUUCGAAUGAGCUGGCCUUGUUUCUAGCUAGGGCUGUGAUAGACGAUGUGCUGGCACCUUUGAAUCUAGAGGAGAUAGGAGGCCAGCUGCCACCAAACUGCAGUGGGACCGAGACUGUAAAAAUGGCUCGUUCUCUCAUUACUGCCCGCCACGCUGGCGAGAGGCUCCUGAGGUGCUGGGGAGGCGGGACAGGGUGGGCCGUGGAAGAUGCGAAGGACAAGAUCAUGAAGUUGUUGGAGGAGUAUGAGAGCAGUGGGGGAGUAGGUGAAGCCUGCCAGUGCAUCCGCGACUUGGGAAUGCCAUUCUUCAACCACGAGGUGGUGAAGAAGGCGCUGAUCAUGGCCAUGGAGAAGAAGAACGACAAGAUGCUGGAUCUGCUCCAGGAGUGUUUCAACGAAGGGCUGAUCACCAUUAACCAGAUGACGAAAGGCUUUACCCGCAUCAAGGAAGGACUCGACGAUCUUGCUCUUGACAUACCAAAUGCUGAGGAGAAGUACGCUUUCUACGUCGAGUAUGCCCAGAAGAAGGGUUGGCUUCAGGCAUCCUUCUAGACCUAGAUGGCCUUUACUUGGGAAGCACGCUGGGUUUACAUGGUCCACUAGAUGAAGCUUCAAAGGGGAAUCGAUAGACGGAGUAUGAGAGCUGCGUUAGAUUCCUUUGAGACGAUUGUUCUCCUUACGGUUUCCUUCCCUCUCUUUAUCUUUGCUCCUGGGUUUUGUUGGUGUUUCAGGAAGGGUCAGACGAGGAAAUUGUGUUGCGAUCGAAGCCAAUGUACAAAGUUGGUUCUCGUCUUUACCAAGUAGGCUUUUAACUCUAGGAAUGAGCUGUUGUGCUGUCUGGAUUAUAGCAAUACGAUCUUUCCCCUUUGAUUGUCAAGAACUAUUGUUCCCUCUGUCCUUCAUAUUAUGCUUGUAUAUUCGCGGAUUGCUGUUCUUCAACCAGGUAUGGAUGUCUGUUUUCGGCGAGUUAAAUGUUGUGGAGAUACUGGAACACCGGUUGCAGAUUAGUAGAUGUAGCUGAAAAGCCUUUGGUAAGGGAAAUGUGUAUUUGAUGAAAGGCAGAAAGUGAACGGAUUGCUGAGGAGUAGGAAGAGAACUAAUUGGGAUUGUGUGGACGUAGGUUUGAUAGGCCUAAUGCUGCAAAUGAGCCAAGCUACUCGCGAGCAACUCGAGGCUCAAAUCGGAAAAAACUUGUUCGAAACUCGAUUUGUUUACUGACGAGCCAAGUUUGAGCCUAGCUAUGUUCAGCUCGUGAAGCUCGCGAGCUAGCUCGACUCGGUGGCUUGUUGAGCUCAACUCGUGAGUUGGCUCAUUUAGAGCUCAUGAGAUGUCUCAACAUUGUGGUUUGAGGGCCAACUUGAUCACUGAUUUAUGGACUAAUCGAUCUAAUUUGAACUUUCAUAAUUCAUAGGAUUGUUAAAUUAUAUAUAUAUAUCACAUCAUGUGAAGUUUAACAUGUUGAACAUGUAAGAAAAUAUGCCUUAUUUUUAUUUCUAUAAGAAAUUAUGUACAAAAUUGUUUUGAUACUAUGAAAUAACAUGAUUUGAACUAGUUAAAAUUUAUUAACUAAACAAUAUGACACCUAAAAAUUAUAAUAUAAGAUUAAUUAGUGUUGAACAUUUGAUUAUUUUUUAUCGCUACAUCGAUUACAUGUACCAUACUCGACAUACAAAAUGAAUGUAUUAAAUACGAUCUAAGAAUUUAGUAAAUAAGUCUAGCUCGAGCUCGACUCGACUCGGCUCAUUAAUAAAUGGCUCGGGCUCGAGCUCAGCUUAUUUAUUAACGAGUCAAGCUCAAACUGGAAUAAAACUCGGCUCAGCUCGACUCAUUUGCAACCCUAGAUAUUCGUUGAAUCUGUUAAAUCAGCUUGUUCGUGAUGAUGUACUUUAUCCCACUAUUGAAUAAAAGCGGAAUACAGAU